This is a messenger RNA of Staurois parvus, 738 nucleotides long. The record is from the annotation of a GenBank genome assembly. NCBI's taxonomy places the organism in Eukaryota, Metazoa, Chordata, Amphibia, Anura, Ranidae.
GGAACAGCAGAGUAUGGUGUGACCAAAUUUAGUGAUCUCACAGCUGAGGAAUUUAGGAGUUACGGAAUAAAUUCCAGUACUGGUAUGGAUCUAUCCAAUCUAAAACGAGCAGUAACUUCAGCUACAUUUCCAUUCAGUCAUGACUGGAGGAAAAUGGGAGUUAUUUCAGAAGUGAAAGAUCAGGGGCAGUGUGGAUCUUGUUGGGCCUUUGCAGCAGUUGGAAACAUUGAGGCACAGUGGGGAAUACAAGGAAAUCCCAGGAACCUCUCAGUACAACAGAUUAUAGACUGUGGUCCAUGUGAUGAUGGCUGUACAGGAGGAUACACAUGGGAUGCAUACAUCACUGUUCUAAAAGAAGGAGGAUUAGUUAGUGAGGAUCAAUACCCAUAUUACGCUGUAAGAAAAGAAUGUAGAAAAGGUCUUUCACCUGUAGCAUGGAUCCAUGAUUUUCAGAUGCUUGCAAAGAAUGAGACAGAAAUGGUCACUUAUGUUGGAAACCAUGGAACUCUGACAGUAAUUAUCAACAACGCAUUGCUGCAGCAUUACAAAAAUGGAAUCAUACAUAAUCUCCAUCAUAACUGCAGUCCUGAUUACUUAAAUCAUGCCGUCUUGAUAGUAGGAUAUGUGAAAAAAAAACAGAUACCUUACUGGAUUGUGAAGAACAGCUAUGGUCCUAACUGGGGAGAGAAGGGGUAUUUUAGGAUUUUUCUUGGAAAAAAUAUUUGUGGAAUUACAAAA